AUGGAUCUCUCAGAGGGCAGUGGGACCCCUCUAAAGGAGAAAGUCAGACGACUGACCAAUGAAAAUGUGCAGUUAUUGGACCGUAAUGAGAGACUAUACGCAAAGCUCAACGAAUUGCAGGAGAAGAUGGGAAAACUCGCUGGCUCCAAGACAGAUCUCUCAUCCAAACUGGUCUUCAGCGAGGAGGAAAAGCUGAAGAUUUCCAAAGAACUCAUUGAGCUUCAGAUUGAGACAAACAACAUUAGAGAACACUAUGAGGCGGAGACGUUUGAACUGAAGAACACGAUCUUGACUCUAGAGAACAGGUUGAUGUCCACAGAGCUAAGCAAGGAGAAGUUGACCGGGGAACAUGAGACAUUGAAAGAACGUCUCCGUUCAGUGGAAACCAACCGCAAAGAACUCGCUGAUGAAUACAUCGUUUUAAAGAGUAACUACCUAGCACUGAGCAAAGAACAUGAAAGAGAGGUGGCAAAGAACGAUGAAUUGAGCAUAGAACUUCUUAACCUGGCCAACAAUCGAAGACAUGAAGACACCCUUAACCAGUCACGGGCUCUGGUCAAUGAGGCUACUGCAGAGCUGGACAGAGUGCGAGACAUGGUUAAUCGGUUCUCUGCGCGCAGGAUCAAGCCAGAAGAGCUAGUGGCUUCGGAACAUGAAAGAAGAAAAUUGGAGAGAAAUCUUCUCGGGAACCAAGAUCACAUCAGAGAGGAGAUCGAGAGUAUGAAAAAGAUCCACGACACUCAACAGCAGAAAUUGGAAGAGCGAGUGGUCGCAAUGGGUAAAGAGCUCCAGGAGGCAAAAAGAGCCAUUCGCAACACCCAGCACAAGAUUGCUGAGCAAUCGGCGGUUCUUCUGACAUCGCAAAGCCAGUUAAAAGAAGUUGAAGCGGAGAAUUCCCGUCUGCAACUAAAUCUAAAGGAACUAAACGAGGAAUAUCGCUCCCGGCUCAACCGAUAUAUCCAGGAUCUCGCGGAUUAUGUGGAUGGGACAUUGAAGGCAGGAGGGUCCAACAGACCCCAAGUGGACCCAGUGCGAAUGAAGCAGUAUGUCGACAGUAUGUUUAGUGAUAUCAAAACCUCUCACCGUUCCAGAGAAGAGCAGCUUGCUACGGCAGCACGCCAGUACAAGAAACGUAUGCAGAACCUAGUGAAGAAACACGAGAGCCUGCUUAUUGCAUAUCGCAUGCAACGAGAGCAGAUCCUGAGUCUGGCAAACCAUGAUGUUGAUCCAGGACCUCCUGAACAUCACUUCUCCAUCACCGACCCGGAGCUACUAUCUCAGUCAUCUUUAGAGCUCAACCGACUGCGUGAGGACAAGGCUAGACUGGAGGCAAAAAUCCAGGAGCUAAAAGAGAAGAAAAGUUUGAAUGAAAGUACAGUCACAUCUAAACACCCCGGCCAGCUUAAUGAAGAGAGCUGGGCCGAGAUCAGGAAACAGCUGCGUGAAUUCACUCACAAUACUCAGGAGGAUCUGGAGAGGGAGAGGAGUCAGCUACUGUCCCGAGCAGUGGUAGCAGAAGAGCAGGUGGCUGAGCUACAGGAGUAUGUAGACAAACACCUUGGAAGGUACAAACAAGAGAUAAUGCGUCUGCGGAAACUGCUGGGUAACGAGGGCCCAAGAGCUUUCAGCGCUGACAAUUCUCAUUCACUCCUACUGCGAACUACAAGGAAAAACAGCCACGAAAUGUGAGCUUGUCCUCUGCUGGUUGGAACUGGUACGGCAGAGUGGACCGGCUAUCUUUACAAAAGGACUGAGACUAAAGCUUUAAUAUGUGGCUAACACAGAUUGACAGCUGAGAUAUUCUCACUUCCUCCUUUAAUAAACAGUCCAGCCUCGUAUCAUUUACCAACAAAAAAGUUACUGUGCACAUCAAACAAACACAACUCAUUUUACAGCAUUUUUUUAAAACUGGAAAUUACAUACUGUGUAAAUACGGGCUUAUUUUAUCCCUGAGAUUAUUUGUCCUGACUGAAAUGCUUCUAUUGCACAAAAUAGGGUCUUUAAUAUUUAACUGUGCAAAUGGACAUUUAUUUAACAAUUUCAAAGCUCAUUUCAUAAUUUGUAGAACAGAUAAAAGUUGUGAAUUGUCACGUAUUUCAGGUUUAAUGUAAAUUAAAAAGUUAAUUCAGGUUGCAUUUCAAAUGUUAGGCUAAGAUAGCCAUAGUAAAAAUUCUUCUAAUCAAAUCUGCUAUUUUUCUGUGGUCUAAAAUGAGAAAUUCCAUUUAAAUUUCCCACAACUCACAA
Molecule: messenger RNA, 2244 nt
Organism: Pelobates fuscus (common spadefoot toad)
Lineage: Eukaryota; Metazoa; Chordata; Amphibia; Anura; Pelobatidae
Gene: CCDC78
Product: coiled-coil domain containing 78
Exons: 15
Coding region: 1-1689 (562 amino acids)
Cellular component (GO): cytoplasm
Source: RefSeq, a predicted model, not a curated record